UCAACCCGGAAGAAGGAGUUUUCUCUCCCAUGUGGAGAGCAUCCGGAGCGUGCCCGUGUGAUGCGACGCAUCUUAAGACAAACUUGCGACAGCGUCCCUCUUGAGCAAAAAUACAUUUGUUAGACCGUGGACGACCAAUGCUACGAUAUGGAACAUUUAGAACUGAGCCUGUCGUCGCUGGGUAUUAUAAGUAAACACAUCAAAAACAACCAACUACACCAAUAUCUCUCAAAACAGAUAUGGAAUCAGCAGGAUAGGCAGUGUAUUCUGGAGUGUCUGGCCCAGCUUCUGGUGGAGAAGGAUGGUACCUUAUUAGUUGCCAGACACUUGCGCCCGCUGGUUCUGGACUUGCUGGAGCGGAACGCAAAGCGAGUUAAGACGAAUGGAAGGAUCAGCCAUGAUCUACACGAACGCCUCUGUGUGGCUCUCAGUAAACUUGUUUACUUCAGCCCUGACGCCAAGUCGUUUGCUGCAAGAUACUUCCGUGAUGCCCCUCCAGUGUUCCAGAGGCUCUUCUUCACCAGCGAAGAAGCAUCGGGUGUCCAGUAUGGUCCGAGGCGCAUGAAGCUCCGUGACCUCAUGGCUGCAACUCUUCGCUUCCUCAAGAGUGAUUGUGCCAAGUUUGUAACACUCUGGGACUGGAGUCCGUGUGUUUCCCAGCUGCUCACCAGAGAUGUUAUGGUUCGAAGGUACACUGCUCAUUGUUUAGCGCUGGUGUCUCGUAUGACGGAUCAUCAGAAAACGAUCUUUCUGAGAAAUGUUCUUAGCAGUGAGGAGGUUCUUCAAAUGAAAAUCAGUGCCUUUGAAGAAACUCAGCAGUUGGAGGUCGAAAGAGCCCUGGUGUUGGCCAAUCAGGGGUCUGCAAUGUGGUGCAAGGACAAAAACAAGAAGUAUACGCAGGGUCAAGUGGUAUCGGAGGACUUGUGUCAAAGUGUGGUGGCAAUCUGUGGUGUUUUGCUACCCAGAAUCGCUCCAGAAGAGGCUGCGCAGGUGAAUGAAAAAGAUAUGGUUCUGGUGGACUCAACCCGUCUCAAUCUGAGAAGGUUGGCAUUGGCCGUGGCUUCACAGAAGCCUGUGCUUCUGGAGGGGCCCAUCGGAUGUGGUAAAACCGCCCUGGUGGAGAUGAUGGCUGCCGUUACAGGUCAUGCAAAGAGUCAGAGCUUUUUGAAGGUCCAGCUUGGGGAUCAGACGGACAGCAAGCUCCUGCUCGGGAUGUAUCGAUGCACGGACAUUCCAGGGAAGUUCAUAUGGCAGCCAGGAACCCUGACCCAGGCUGUGUCUAAAGGGACAUGGAUUUUGUUGGAAGACAUUGAUCACGCGCCUCUAGAUGUGAUAUCUGUACUCCUUCCAUUGAUGGAGAAUAAAAAGUUAAUGAUUCCAGGACGAGAGGAUAGCAUUGACAUAAGUCCUGGAUUCCAAUUCUUUGCAACAAGAAGGUUGAACUACAGUGAUGGCAGUUGGCACAAACCAGCAAACUCCAAUGCAGCCUUACUGGAUAAGUACUGGACCAAGCUACAGAUUGGAAACAUGACACGAGAAGAGCUGAAGAUGGUGGUUACCAGCAAGUACCCGACGCUGACAAUGGUGGCAGAUCGACUCUUGGAUAUUUACUGCCACUUGACUGGUGAGAGACAUUCGGAGCCAUUAUGCCUCCAAAACUCCCAGGAACACCAGCAGCCUGAGGAGAGACCCACAAAGCUGGAGGGCAGAGCGCUGUCUUUAAGGGAUUUACUGAAAUGGUGUGAGAGGAUCAGCGUCAACUUUGACAGCACCUCAUCCAGCACAGGACAGCAUGUGUUUCAAGAGGCCCUUGACUGCUUCACAGCAAUGUUGUCUCAUCCCGAAAGCCAACUCCGGAUGGCUGAGGUCAUUGGAAGCAAGCUUAAUAUCUCCAAGGAAAAGGCCCAGCACUUCUGCCGGAUUUAUCAGCCUGCUGUCUCGCUGACUGAAGAGGAGGUCUUGGUGGGUCGAGUGACUCUGGUUCGAAAGCAGAGUGAAACAGUACAGCUGAGUGUUGAUAAACAGACGUUUGCUGCCACUCGACCAGCUGCUGUACUACUGGAGCGACUGGCCCUUUGCGUGGCUAAACAGGAGCCUGUUCUCUUAGUGGGCGAGACGGGGACCGGAAAGACCACCACUGUACAGCACCUGGCCACGCUGACAGGACAUAAGUUGAUGGUUGUUAACAUGAAUCAACAAAGUGACACUGCUGACCUACUUGGGGGGUAUAAGCCGGUCGACCACAAGCAGAUCUUACUCCCGCUGCGGGAGGCCUUCGAAGACUUGUUCUCCCAGACUUACUCCAGGACGCAGAACCUGACAUUUCUAGGUCACGUGCAGACAUGUUUCCGGGAGAAGCGUUGGCACGACCUUCUCAAACUCAUGGACCACGUCUGCAAGGACGCCCUCACUAAAGACAACCCCAAUGCUGCUUUGCUGCAGGAGAAGUGGGGCUUUUUGGCAAGCAAACUGUGUCAGACUCAGAAGCAGAUACAAGCCUGUGAGACGGCCAUGGUCUUCGCCUUUGUGGAGGGAACUUUAGCCAAGGCAGUGAAGAGGGGCCACUGGAUCUUGCUAGAUGAGAUCAAUCUGGCAGCAGCAGAGACGCUGGAGUGUUUGAGUGGACUCCUGGAGGGCCGUGCUGGAUCGCUGGUGCUGCUGGACCGUGGAGAUUUUGAUCCUUUGGUUCGACACCCAGACUUCAGACUAUUUGCUUGCAUGAACCCAGCAACCGAUGUGGGGAAGAGAAACCUGCCUCUCGGCCUCAGGAACAGGUUUACGGAGCUAUACAUGGAGGAGCUGGAAAAUGAGGCAGACCUUCGGAUCCUGGUUUCAGACUACCUCAAAAACCUGAAUCCUCACAGGAAUGUCAUUGAUGGCAUCAUAAGUUUUUACUUGGUGAUAAGAAAGGAGGCCUCCUCGCACCUCGUCGACGGGACAGGCCACAGACCCCACUACAGUCUGCGUACACUCUGUCGGGCACUGAAGUAUGUGGCAGCAAACCCAUGCCAUGCUGUGCAGCGCUCACUUUAUGAGGGCUUCUGCCUGAGCUUUCUGACUCAGCUGGACAGGAGGUCCCAUCCUCUGGUCCAGAAACUGGUGUGUCAGCACAUCCUGAAAGGAAACACCAUGUGUCUCAAACAACCCAUUUUGGCUCCUGUUGGUCGAGCAUGUGUUGAGGUAGAAGGCUACUGGGUGUCUCAGGGAGAGAUGGAGCCAGUGGUGGAUCCCAGCUACAUCCUUACAGCCUCAGUCAAACUCAACCUACGGGACCUGGCUCGAGUGGCAUCUGCCGGAACUCACCCAGUACUCAUCCAGGGGGAAACAUCCGUGGGGAAGACCAGUCUUAUCCGCUGGUUGGCUACGGCCACUGGUAACCAAUGCGUUAGAAUCAACAACCAUGAGCACACCGACAUCCAGGAGUACAUAGGAUGCUACUCAUCAGAUGAUCGGGGCAAACUGGUGUUCACAGAGGGCAUACUGAUCAGUGCCAUGAGGAAGGGUUACUGGAUCAUCCUAGAUGAGUUGAACUUGGCCCCCACCGAUGUUCUGGAGGCCCUCAACAGGCUGCUGGAUGACAACAGGGAGCUUUUUGUGCCAGAGACACAGGAAGUGAUCAAGGCUCACCCAAGAUUCAUGUUGUUUGCAACACAGAACCCCCCUGGUCUCUACGGGGGUAGGAAGGUGCUUUCCAGGGCAUUCAGGAACCGCUUUGUGGAGCUACAUUUUGAUGAGCUACCGAGCCGGGAGCUGGAGACUAUCCUCCAUCAGAGGUGCAGAAUGCCUCCGUCAUAUUGCACCAAACUGGUCAAAGUCAUGACUGAUCUACAGUCCUUGCGCAGAGGGUCUUCUGUCUUUGCGGGCAAGCAUGGCUUCAUCACCCUCAGGGAUCUCUUCCGCUGGGCAGAUCGCUACAGGCUGGAAGAACAGACGGAAGCCUCUCAGGACUGGUUGCAGCAUUUGGCAGAUGAUGGCUACAUGCUGCUGGCAGGCCGUGUUAGAAAGCCAGAGGAGGAGGCUACCAUCCUGUCCAUCCUAGAGAAGAACCUGAAGAGGACCGUGAACCCAGAAAUGCUCUUCUCUCUGAAACAGGUCGCCAAGCAGUUUAGUCCAGUUGAUAGCGAUGUUGGAGUGCCGGAGGAGUUUGGCCAUGUGGUGUGGACGCAAAGCAUGAGGAGGCUCGCCGUGCUCGUCGGCCGAGCGCUUCGAUUUGGGGAGUCAGUGCUGCUGGUGGGCGACACCGGGUGUGGAAAAACUACAAUCUGCCAGAUGUUUGCAGCAUUAGCUGGCCAGAGGUUUUUCUCUGUCAACUGUCACUUACACAUGGAAACAUCCGACUUCCUGGGAGGCUUGCGUCCUGUCAGACAGUCCAGCCAGGCUGAGGGCGAUGAAUGCAGGUUGUUUGAGUGGCAUGACGGUCCCUUGGUUUUAGCCAUGAAGGAAGGUGGAGUGCUCCUUCUGGACGAGAUCUCCUUGGCAGACGAUUCCGUGCUGGAAAGACUGAACAGUGUUGUGGAGACGGAGAAGUCGCUAGUGCUGGCAGAGAAAGGCAGCGGUGAUGAUAAUCACGUGGAGCUCAUCACAGCAGAUGAAGAUUUCCGUUUGGUUGCCACCAUGAACCCUGGAGGAGAUUUUGGCAAGAAGGAGCUUUCUCCUGCCCUCAGGAACCGGUUCACCGAGAUCUGGUGUCCUCAGAGCAACGGGAGGACUGACCUACGCCAGAUCAUCCAACACAAUCUCUGCCCCGGUCUAGCACUCGAUGGUGGCGAUAUUGCCGACCUCAUUCUGGAUUUCAUCGAGUGGUUGACGCUUCAGGAUUUUGGUCGACGCUGCAUCCUCAGUGUCCGAGAUAUUCUUUCAUGGGUGAACUUCAUGAACGCUGUGUGCGAGCAGGACCAGGAUGGAGCCCUGAAUGUUGAAGAACGUGCAGACUUUGACGCUGUUAAAGCUCUCAUCCACGCUGCGUGUCUGGUUUACAUCGAUGGCAUCGGUUCAGGAACCACCGUGUCCUGUUCCCACGACGCCAUCACAGCACGCAGGAUGUGCCUGGCCUUCCUGCAGGAGCGAUUGAGUAGAAUGAAUAAAGUGGAUGAGGAGAUACUGGAGGUUUUGAGGAUGUACGACACCAGCCUACCACGAGAACCUCAGUGGGGUGAAGACGUCUUUGGCAUCAAGCCCUUCUACAUCUCCUUAGGUCCUCUCACCGAGAGCCAUGCCCUGUCCGACUACACCAUUGCAGCAGGCACCACUGCAAUGAACGCCCAGAGGCUUUUGCGGGCAUUGAAGCUGCAGAGGCCAGUUCUGUUAGAAGGAUCACCUGGCGUAGGUAAAACAAGUCUGGUGUCUGCACUGGCAAAAGCUUCAGGGAACCACCUGGUCAGAAUCAACCUGUCAGAGCAGACGGACGUCACUGACUUGUUUGGCACGGAUCUCCCCGUAGAGGGAGGGAAGGGAGGACAGUUUGCAUGGCGUGAUGGUCCGCUUCUGGCCGCUCUGAAGGCAGGCCACUGGGUUCUCCUAGACGAGCUGAACCUGGCGUCCCAGCCGGUGUUGGAAGGACUGAACGCGUGUUUUGACCACAGAGCGGAGGUCUUCAUUCCCGAGCUGGGCGUCACCUUCCAAGUUCAGCACGAGAAGACAAAAAUCUUCGGCUGUCAGAAUCCGUACACUCAAGGUGGGGGCCGUAAGGGCCUUCCCAAAUCAUUCCUGAACCGAUUCACACAGGUGUUUGUGGACCAGCUCACCAACAAAGACAUGGAGUUCAUAGGGAACUCGAUAUUUCCCAGCAUUGAUCAACAAAUCCUUUCUCGAAUGGUGGAGUUCAGCGACAGGCUUGUCCAAGAGGUGAGUGUGGAGCGACGCUGGGGUCAGAAAGGAAGCCCCUGGGAGUUCAACCUGCGUGACAUAUUCCGCUGGUGUCAGCUAAUACAAGCCGACCAGUCACCGGGAUCCAUCCAUCCCGGCCAACAUGUGGCUUUGCUGUAUGCAGAGAGGAUGAGAACAGAGGCUGAUAAGGCGCAGGUAUUGGCUGUGUUCAAGAAGGUGUUCGGGCAGGACUUUCAUCCCUACAUGUGUUCCAGACAAUUCUAUAUGACGCCACUCACCGUGCAGGUGGGGUUUUCUGUCCUGCAGCACCAUGGCGGAGCCCAUGUGUCCUCGGAGCCUCCGUUGUCCAUCACACACCAAGCACUGGGACCCCUUGAGUCUUUGAUGAAAUGUGUUGAAAUGGGCUGGAUGAGCAUCCUGGUUGGGCCAACGGGCAGCGGGAAGACCAGCCUGGUGAGACUACUGGCCGCCUUGGCAGGAAAGCGCCUCAGAGUCAUGGCAAUGAAUAGUGCCAUGGACACGACGGAGUUGCUAGGAGGCUUUGAACAGGUGGAUAUCAUGCGGCCAUGGCAACAUGUUCUUGAAAGCGUGGACUAUUUAGUUGCUAUGGUAACAAGGCAUGGCUUGUUGUCACUGGAUGACCGCCUGAAAGAGACAGAGCUUCUGCUGAAAAAAUGGGGCCUGUUUUGCCGCUGGCUGAAGGAGGAGGAGUUGAUAAGCGUCACCUCUGAAGCCGUAAACAAACUGGAAGUCAUCGUCGUCCUCCUGGAAAAGCUCAACGCCAAGCUCAGAGCGUUCACAGAUGUGUCCCAGCUGCAAGAGGACUUGAAGCUGCUGAAAGUGCGUCUGACCCAGCAGGAGGAUGGCAACAACACUGGAGGCUUCGAGUGGUUGGACGGGAUGCUGAUCCAAGCCCUACAGGCCGGCGACUGGUUGCUCAUGGACAAUGUGAACUUCUGCAGUGCCUCUGUACUGGAUCGUCUCAAUGCCCUGCUGGAACCUGGUGGAUCUCUCACCAUUAAUGAACGCGGGAUCAUUGAUGGGAGCACCCCUAAAAUCACACCACAUCCUAAUUUCAGGUUGUUCCUGACAAUGGACCCUGUGCACGGGGAGCUCUCGAGAGCCAUGAGGAACAGAGGGGUGGAGGUCUACAUCCCUGGGGAGAACGAGGGCAUCUCCUGGGACACAUUGGAUUUGAAAACAUUGCUUGGCUGUGCAGGAGUGACUGGAGACUGCGUGUGCAAUUUGCUGAUUGACAUACAUAAAAGCAUCAAAGGCGCCAUCUGGGAUUCCCCUGCCUCGUCGGUGGCUUCCAUGCUGCAUGCUGCCACCCUGCUGUCCUGCCAGCUGCAGAGAGGUGUGGAUUUAGCCAGCGCACUGAAGCACGCCUGCGGAGAGGCGUACGCACACUGCCAACGCACCCCUGCCAACCUAAAGCUGGCCAUGAAGAUAAUAGAGCAGAACCUGACAGUCCUGGACGAGGACUGGGGAAGUGGCUUACUGUGUGCUGGUGUUUGGCCUGACAGCCUUCCAUCGGCAUUGCUCGCCACAGAGGAUUCCUGUUUCUCUACUAUCCUCCGUGAUGGACAGGUCUUGUCUUUUUGCCUCAACGCCCUCAGUUUGCAGGGUCAACGGAAUCGCCCACUAUGUCUGAGUGACCUGCAGAGAGCAUUGGAGAGCGGUGGUGUCCACGAAGGUCUGGUGUUCUCAGACGGAAGGCAAAAUCCAGACCAAGAUGUUCUGCAGCUGAUGCCCACGGCGGUGAAACUUAUCACGGAGAGAGCCUCUCAUGGAGACUGGAUCAUGCGCAGCCGCUGGCUGUCCCAUUUGAGGAAGAGCUACCGAUACUUACCUGAUGUGGUUUUGGUUCAAGUGGAAGCAGGAAGCAGAGCGCUAAAGGCCGCAUUCACCAGUAAUCUUGCUGCUCAGGGAAAAUCACUUUCUGCUCUUCUCCAGCCACACAACAAAGACGAGUGCAGGAUGUUGGCAGACAUGCGCUGGAACAAGCAGUACAUGGAUAUUUUAGCCACCAAGCGUUUUGAAGACCAGGAAAGCUACGUGGAUUAUCUCCAGUCACUGGAUGCAGUUACCAACAGGAUGACUCUCAUGAUGGACAGAGAGGAGAGGGUUGUAAUUUGCACCUCGGCUAUGAACUCGUCUGCUCAGAACUGUGCCCUGAGGAUUGCCGCAGCCUUCUCCAAAAAGACGGUGGAUAUUGGUCACCUGCCUCAUCCAGUGCUGAUGCACCUAUGCGCUUUCUUUCACCUGUUUGAUUCCUUCACGCUUGAUGCUAUUCAGAGCGGCCAGGCUUAUAUCUCAGACCACAUUAUGUUUGAGGUCCUGGAGAUCCUGUCGUGGCGUGAUCGUUUCUGGGAUGUUUGCAGCACGAUGCCAGCGGACGCAAAAGGGAUUGCCGUGCUGUCGCUGCACUGGCAAUGGGUACAGAAGCACCUCCAUCUCCGUCUGCCGCUGCUCUUGCUUGGAGACGCUCACGCCACAUUUCACGGCCACCAGGAGCUGAAAGCAGUUUCAGGAGCCAUCCAGAAGCUUCUCUCCACUCCAGCGUGUGUGGCUGCCUUUCUAAAAGGCAUCCAGAAAACACUGGGGAAAUCACUGCCAUUCAAGUUGCAGAGUGUUGCGGACUGCGCAUCGCAGCUGAGGGUCCUCAGUAAAACCCUGGAUGUGCGUCAGCUCACAUUUGAUCACGCCUUCAGCUCCUGGAAGCGGGAGUUAGUCUGUCUUCAGAUUGCAGGACUCUGUGUGGACGUUAAGGAGAGUCUGCUCGAAGCCUGGGGUCUGGUUCUGCUCGCAAACAACCAACUGGAUCCACAGAAAUCUGGAAUAUUGGAGAGGUUGGUGUCAAGUGUGGAUCAGCAGCUGCACCUAAUGACUUCCAGGGGUGUCAUGGAGACCCAGGCGAUGUCCGGAGAGGACGAAUCAACAGACACAGGAGUUCCUCUGUCUCAGCGAGACCUGCGGGACCUGAGCCGCAGGGCUCAACUAUGGCCGCUGACGGAGGAAGUGGCUGCGCUCAAUCAGCUGCGACUCAGCACAGAUUUAAUCCAGUUGUCUUUCACACACGGAGACGGAGAAGCAGAGGAGAAAUUCCGUCUAGAACUUUCCAGACAUCUUCACUACUGCCUUCAGUCCACACCGAUGAAUGUCAGUCAGCUGCUGCCACUCUGGUUUCUUCUCAAGAGUGAAAAGCCAGUGGAGGAGCUGCAGUUUGUGUGGUGUGAGCUGCUGUCAGCGGCUUUGGCUGCCUUGUGGACAAACGGUGCCGCUUCAGAGCCUGACCGCUGGCAGAAAUGGGACCCCCUCAACGCUGACCGAGAGCUGCAACCAAAGACACGUGGCGGAGUGAAGAACAUGGGCCCAGCCUUGCUAAGUAAAGCCGUGUGGUCCCAUUGCACACUGGAAGUGCUCGGCAGCAGUGAGACUGGAAGACAGUGGGAACCAUCUGGCACCGCCCUCCUUUCCAUCUCCAACGUGACGCUGGGAGAGUGGCAGGACAAGCUUCAGCAGCUCCAGGAUUUGUCAGCAGUCUUGUGGGACAAUAUGACCUUUCCAGCACUGGCGGACUUAAAAUGCACAGAUUGGAGGCUGCGGGGUGCGGUUCUGUGUCGACAGCUACUCAGCAUGACAGACCUGUUGCCUCCUGGCCUGCAGGAGUCUUACAUGGAGUCCUGCCAGAGCCUGCUUGAGCAACCUCACCAGCUGAUGGCCGCUCAGGAGAUCCAGGGGAUCCUCAGAGACCUCCUUGCCACCAAAGGGAUCCCGGAUGGAAUAGUACAUGGCUGCAUCACCUGCCUGCAGGAAUACACUCAAAGCAAAGUUGAAGGCAGCAACUCUUUAGCGUGCGCUGGUGUGUUUUGGGUCAACAUGGGCUUGCUCCAGAUCAAAGUGUGGACACCCCAAACCAUCUUUGACCCAGCUGUGAAGCGGGCCUACAAACUGGGCUAUGCCCAGCAAGAGUUGGAAAUAUUGCAUAAGGAGUGGAAAACACGGAGCUUAUCAUCUGAGCUGGUGACCGGGGCAGAAUUGGAGGAGAGCAGCACUACUGAUGGCAUCCAGCAUCCCCGAAUCAGAUAUCUGCGGCUCCGCAUGCAGCAGCUGAAGGGGCAAAUAGCUGAGCUCUCUCGGAAGCAGGCAUGUCGUCCCCAGGAACAGCAGUACGGAAAGUUAUUCCAGGACCUCCAGCACUACCUCUGCAGCAUUGGCCAGGCAUCGGCAGUGCAAGAUCUGCUCUCUCGCUUGCAAAGCGCCCUGUCUGGUUCCUCCUCAGUGCCAGCUGUCCAGGGCCUGCUGAAGGAGGAGGCCGUCUGGCAGAACUCCCAGCAGUGCUUCUUUGAGAGGCUCCAAGAGGACUACCCUCUGUACCCGGAUGUGGUGGAGCCCAUAACGGCUGGAAUACUCCAACUCCGUUAUGGCAUGAAGCUGGUGGCCUCCCAAGUGGCUGCCUCGCUACGUCAUGUGCCUGGACUUCCCAACCUGGUGUCCUGCCUUUUGUCCUUUCCCUCCCUGUCCUCCAGUCAGCAAUCCUACCUGACCCAGGCUGACUUCCUCUGCUCCAAUGAAAGUCUGGAAGUUUUGCAUAAUCUCGGGAAGCUGCUGCCACAAGGAACAAGUCAUGUGCUGGCGCAGCCGUCCACAUUGCUCCUCAAUGCUCUGCUGUUUGUACAGUGCCACACACUGAGCGCGGAACGGUUUAGUCCUGCAGCGUGGAACACCUUCACGCAUAUCUGUCAGGCCCUUGUAAAUGAGUGGGACGAGAUGGAGAGGAAGCGGCGAGAUCGUGAACAGCAGGAGGCUUCUCUGUACCGCAGUGGCAGCCGCUUGCAUGGCACAGGACUGACCGAGGACCAGCAGGAAGAGAGGGACUUCAGACGGCAGUUCCCUCAGUUUGAGAAGGACUUUGCAGACAUGAGUGAGCCCAGCUUGGAGGCUCCAGCAGAUGCAAGCCAGGAGGAAGAAGCCAGAGAAGACGACAGUAGUGUUCUCUCCCCGAUCGCAAUGACCACAGUGAUGCAGAUUCACCAGCGCCUGUGUCUGGGGUACGCUCGGGCGUUGUGGUACCAGAGCACGGCGCCGGCCGCUCACGUCAGCGACUACGUUAACACCCUGGUGUCCUCUUACCAAGUCGCCGCCCCCGUGAUGACACACUUCUAUCAUCUGAUUGAUGCAGACGUGAACCAGCUGCUUUCAGGCAGUGAGCUGCUGCUCUCCACUCUCCUUCAGAACACAGUGAACGGGGCGACAGGGUCAGAUGUUCUGGUUCUCACGUCAGAAGGACCUUACGACUUCUAUCAACAUCCCAAUCUGAGCGAGGCCCGCCUGUGUCUCGCCGUCUUGGAGCAGAUGAAUAUCGCUGUCAAGCAGAGACUCGCGGACUGGCCAGAACACCCAGCCCUUGUACAGCUAACUGUGGUGAUCGAGAGGAUCAUGGGUUUUGGUUUGUCCAGUCCACUAGCAGCAUUCCUCAAUGGUCUGGAGAUACUGCUGAGCAAAGCACAAGACUGGGAGAAUAACGCCAGCCGUGCGGUGUCACUGCAGAAAGAACUGGAAGCGGUGACUCAGCUCAUUAUCCAAUGGCGGAAGCUGGAGCUGAAUUGUUGGUCAAGCAGUCUGGACAAUGCAGUGAAGCGCCACACCGAGAAGUCGACCAAGCAUUGGUUCUCUAUUUACCAGCUAUUAGCCAAAUAUCUGGCCGACCAGACAAUGCCUGCCCGUUCAGGCCAAGAUAUGGGAGACCUUUCCCUGUCCUCGUUGUCGUCCACUCUCCAAGCUUUCAUGGAAGGGGCCAACCUGGGCGAGUUCCACACCCGCUUGACCAUGCUGCUCACUUUCCACUGCCACAUCCUUCUGCUCCCAACUGAGCCUGGACGAGGUCAGUUAUGUCAUCUUCUGUGGAACCUGCACAAAUACUACAGUCAGUUUUCCGACUGUAUUAACACCAAAAUCCUCCAGCUCAGACAGCCCAUUGAGAAGGAGCUGAAGGAUUUUGUCAAGAUCUCCAAGUGGAAUGAUGUCAGUUUCUGGUCCCUCAAGCAGUCUGUGGAGAAGACGCAUCGCACGCUCUUCAAGUUCGUCAAGAAGUUUGAGGAGGCUCUGAAUAGCCCCAGUCUCCCUGCUCUGGUUGAAGAGGAAAGCAGCGCUUCUCCAGAUAACGUGGAUAGAAACCCAGAGGACACACCCCUUCACCGGCUGCACAAGGCACUCAAGCCAGCCCUGCCAGGAAAGAAUCUGGACCUGCAAGUCCAGAUGGAGGACGGAGUAGAGUCGGGAUCUCUGCAAGGACGUCUGCCUCUUCUGACCCGAAAGAUGAAGAAAGUGUGUGUCCAGCUCCUCAAGAAACACUCAGCACCUGAACUGACUGAAGAUCUGGACUGUUUCACAGGUCAGGUCAUCAGAACCUUGCAGGAGUUGCAAGGCCUCACCUUGGAUCCGUCAGCAGAAAAAGACAAGCAGAAGGUUCAGGUCAAACACAUCCUCCAGCAAAAGCAGAGAGCGCUGUCCGACCUCUUUAAGAUGCUGGCAGAGAUAGGUCUAUCAUACCGUAAAGGUUUGAUAUGGAGCAGGACCGCUGACCCUGUGGACACCCUGUGUAUACCGCCACUGGAAAUGAGCGCCGCUUUUUCCACUGUCGGACCCCAGGACCCGACUGAGACCCGGUUGAUGUCAGAGUUGCUAAGUGCGUGGGAUGGCUGUCAACGUUACUUCUACUCUUCAUGGGCGAGGAGAAAUGCUCUGCAGACUGCCCUCCAUCACGCUGGGAGAGAGUUGGGUCUGGGGAACAUCGAGCGCUGUCGAGGUUUCUCAUCUCACCUUUUUCAGCUGCUCCUCCGUCAGAGGCAGCGUUUAGCCAUGCUGACUCAACAGUGGGUCCAUCUCAGGAGUUUAAUCAGCACCGUGCAGGACAUCAGGGUCCAACUCCAAAGCCGCAGUGAGGACGCAGAUUGCCCACUCCUGCCGCAGGAACAUCUGCAUGCUUGGGUGACCAAAGGGCAGGAUCUGGCCGCUCGGUGUUCCAUCCUGCUUCAGCAGCUCUCCUGGCUUCUGCAGUGCUGCCCUGGAGAUCCCCAGCAGCCGGAAGGAGAGAAUAGAAGCUCGCUAAGGUUUGCAUCUCCGCUGGCAGAUCAUCGCCAGCCCCCUGGCUGCCGGAUGCGGAGAGGAGAUGCCGCCUGGGGUCAGCUCAACCAGCGUAUUGCUACAACGCUGAAGCAGACAUUAAUCUUGAAGACCGAGCUUCAUCACAUGACACAGCGGAGCUCAGACGGAGUACUACUUACACGGAAGCAUUUCCAAUCGUGCUGCUCUGCUUUCGAUCACCUGACCACUGUGAUGUGUCAGCUGCGUGAUAUUCAGCAAUUCUUCAUGCCGGACGCACGCGUCUGCAGCAACAUGCUUCAACCAGCCAUCAUCCAGAGCCUGCGUUUUGUCAUGGAAGAGUUACUGACCAAUGUCACAGAGUUCACCACCUGGAAGAGCCAGCUUCUCUCGGUUGGACACCCUCCCUCUGAGGAGACGUCCGCAUUCUCUGAUGAGUUUGCUGUUGAGCUGGAAAGAAACAUCAGCAGCGUGCUCUGUGCUGUCCAGACGCUCGUGAAGAGAAGGGAGAGUGAUGAGCCAGGAGAUGACAACACAGCUCCAGAGAUGACGGACGAGGAGGUCGGUGAAGAAUGUGAAGAUGACCUCCUGAAGCCUGGACACCUCAGCCAUCACCUGGAGGAGGAUCUGGCAUCUGAUGUGGAGGAUCUCAGCGUGGGGGGUGUCAACAGCAGGCUGGAGAGGCUCCUGGACUGCUUAAGGAAGCACACAAACGCCUCUCCCACACUGAGGCUUCAGGAGGUCAAAAGGUCAUGUCGGAUGCUGGUUCGUGUUGAGCCUCUUCUGGGGAUUUACUCUGACCUGGUUCGCUACUACCUGGCUGUGUUGGUGGGAGUCCACAGAUCCACUGGGAAACUGCUGUCCGUACUGGCCAACAUCUUCACCCAGCUUGCUCAGAAGGGUUUCUGCUUGCCUCAGGAGAUGGCCGCUGGAGAUGGUGAAGGUGCCACAGAGUUCCAUGACUAUGAGGGUGGUGGCAUAGGAGAAGGCGAGGGCGCCAAGGAUGUCAGUGACAAAAUUGAGAACGAAGACCAGGUGGAGGACACCUUUACCGAUGGCAAGGACAAAGAAGAACAACAAGAUGAGAAGAAAAUAAAAGCUGAAGACAAUGCAGUGGAGAUGUCGGAAGACUUUGAUGGCCAAAUGCAUGACGGUGAUGAGAAUGACGCUGGUGGAGAUGAAUCUGAUGAGGAGAAGGAGAAGGAAGAGUUGGACCAAAAGAUGGGGGAUCUGGGUGAUGGACAGACGGAUACCCUGGAUGAGAGAAUGUGGGGGGAUGACGAGGAUGAUGAUGAAGACGGAGGGAGUGACACAGAGGAAGAAUCUGGCCAAGGCGUGGAUCAGGGUGAAUCUGAAUUAGUGGCAAAGGAUGACAACCUGGAUGCUGCGGAGCACGACAAAGACAAAGAUGGCAAAGAGGAGGACCGUGUGGACGCAGAAGAGAAAGCCAAAAUCAACGAACAAGGAGAUGAGAGGGAGUUUGACGAGAACGAAGUGGACCCCUACCAUGGCCAGCAGGAUAAGAGACCUGAACCUGAGGCUUUGGAUCUGCCCGAGGGUCUGAACCUGGACCAAGAUGACGAGACAGGAGACAAGGGAGAUGAUGAAGGUGACGAAGACAACCCAUUCGAUAUUGAUGACAAAGCCAUGGCCACAGAAGGUGAGGACGAUGGACAGAAGGAUGGAGAUGAUGAAGAAGAAGGACUGGAACAGAUGGAACAGGACCAGUCAGAGCAACAGGAAGAUGAUGGCAGUCUGGAGGCGGAGCCCAAGAUGGAGACGGAAGAGGACGAAGAAGAUAAAGAAAAAGCAGGGAAAGAUGGGGAGGCGGAAAACGAGGAACACGAGGCGGCAAAAGAUGAGCGCGUUCCCAAAGAGGAAGCAGCCGAUACUAAGGAUGCUGACGCUGAAGGUAAGGAUGAUGAUGAUGAGGAACAGCCAGAAGCAGUAGAGAGGAAGGAGCACAGCGCUGACGGGCAAACGGGGGAGCAGAACGUGCAGAGUGACGCUGCUGUGGAGCUGGCGGGAGAAGCGUCACAGACGGAUGAAGCCAAAGAGGAGCACGGGAGCGGCGCUUCCGAUGCCAACGAAUCAGCAGGUCACCAGUCAAAGUUGGCGGCAAGGAUGGCUUUGCAGACACAAACGCAUAACAAGACUCAGAGCUUCAAACGAAAACCCGGCCAAGCGGACAAUGAGCGAUCAAUGGGCGACUACAACGAGCGUAUCAAUAAGCGUCUGCGUACCAUCGAGAGCGCUAAAAAUCAAACACAAGACCGCCGGCAGCCCGACAGCCGGCAAGAGUCUGACCUGUACGAGCACGUGAAAGACGGAGACGAGGCUUACGAUACGCAAACAUAUGAUGUUGCUAAUGCUGAUCAGCAGAAAGCAGGAAGACCUCAACAGGACCAGGCUGAAGAUCAGGAUGCGGAUGAUGUCGCCAUGGAAACAGAGCACCAAGACGAAGACGUUGAAGCUGCUGAGGUCCAGGAACUGAAACAUGAGCGACUGGACUCAACAAAGUCCUCGCAGAAAGGUAUAGAGAGUGGGGACAUGGAUGUGCAGACGACAGAAAAUGAAGAGGGUGAACAUACGGACACCCGGCAGCCCCCAGCGAGAGAGAAAGCUGAGAAAAACACACAAUCCACCUUUCAUACGAUUCCGGAGCUGCUCAUGGACACCAUGCAGACAGUUGAGAAGGACCCCGAGGUGAUCAGGAAGGAGAUGGAGUUGCAGUUAGCGCUGUGGCACAAACUGACUCCAGGAACUGAGGAGGAGGAGAGGGCAGCGGAGAACAUGUGGCGCCAGUACCAGACUUUGACCUCGUCUCUGUCACAGCAACUGUGUGAGCAGCUUCGCCUCAUUUUGGAACCCACACAAGCUGCCAAGCUCAAAGGUGAUUACCGCACAGGAAAGCGUCUCAACAUGAGAAAAGUCAUCCCUUACAUUGCCAGUCAGUUCCGGAAGGAUAAGAUCUGGUUGAGGAGGACCAAGCCCAGCAAAAGGCAGUACCAGAUCUGCCUGGCAAUAGACGACUCAUCCAGCAUGGUGGACAACCACUCCAAACAGCUGGCGUUUGAAUCCCUGUCAGUGAUCGUCAAUGCGCUCACGCUGUUGGAAGUUGGACAAGUGUCAGUAUGCAGUUUUGGCGAGCAGGUGCAGCUUCUCCAUCCUUUCCAGCUGCAAUUCAGCGAUGAGUCUGGAGCUCGCAUCCUCCGACUUUGUCAAUUCCAGCAGAAGAAGACCAGGAUUGCUCAGUUCCUAGAGAGUUCCACCAAGAUGUUUCUUGCAGCACGGCAGCAGUUUCCAGGAUCUACAAAUGCAGAGACAGCCCAGCUGUUGCUCAUCGUGUCGGAUGGUCGAGGCUUGUUCCUGGAAGGGAAGGAGCGAGUGAUGGCGCAAAUCCGAGCGUCACGCGGUGCCAAUGUCUUCCUCAUCUUUGUGGUUCUUGACAGUCUCAGCUCACGGGAUUCCAUCCUGGACAUCAGAGUUCCGAUAUUCAAAGGGCCAGGAGAACUGCCUGAGAUCCGCUCCUACAUGGACGAGUUCCCCUUCCCUUUCUACGUCAUCUUGCGAGACGUUAACGCCUUGCCAGAAACCCUGAGUGACGCGCUGAGGCAGUGGUUUGAACUGGUCACUGCUGACCAUCAGUGACCGCUUCCUUCGUCGUGGAAGGAAAUCAGACAAUAAGACAUGACCAUGCUGCUCACAUGUGCCUUCAUGUAUUAUCUCGUUAUGCUCACAUGACUCGUACAUUUUUUAAAAUCUUCAUCAGGGAAGUAGUAGCAGUCAUCCUGUAAGAAAGACCGAUUGACGUUUAUCAUGUGAAAACUAAAUAUGACGGGACUGCAUCCCUCGGCCUUGAAAUCAUGACUUAAUAAAUGAUCACAGAUAGUUCUUGACUUUUAUUCAACAGUUUUUUACUGCAGACCUGGA
Molecule: messenger RNA, 16866 nt
Organism: Doryrhamphus excisus (bluestripe pipefish)
Lineage: Eukaryota; Metazoa; Chordata; Actinopteri; Syngnathiformes; Syngnathidae
Gene: mdn1
Product: midasin AAA ATPase 1
Biological process (GO): ribosomal large subunit assembly; ribosomal large subunit export from nucleus
Cellular component (GO): nucleus; preribosome, large subunit precursor
Molecular function (GO): ATP binding; ATP hydrolysis activity
Source: RefSeq, a predicted model, not a curated record